Molecule: messenger RNA, 1554 nt
Organism: Macrosteles quadrilineatus (aster leafhopper)
Lineage: Eukaryota; Metazoa; Arthropoda; Insecta; Hemiptera; Cicadellidae
Exons: 2
Coding region: 202-1248 (348 amino acids)
Source: RefSeq, a predicted model, not a curated record
AUGACAAUAACGGGUUAUCAUGCCUAAUUUGAUAAAUCCAUCGCAGCCUCCAACUGUAAAAUUGUUCACUUUUUUACGCCAAGUACUAGAAGGAUGUGAUCAACUUACCACUAAGCUACAGUGACCUGACACAAUUCGUCCAUAUAUAACUUUGGGUAGGAUCUAGUAAGCAGCAGUGUUGAAACAUUGUGCUGAAGUGAGAUGUUCCCAGACAUGUGUGUGCGUGUUCUUUUGUCGUUGUAUAUAGCUUGUAUUGUGUGCGUGUAUUCCUCAAGUAUCAUCACUAAAGAUAUGAUAAGAAUGUCUAACAACCGAUCACCAUUAGAAAUUAUCUCUGAAGGUCGGGCAAUAGGCUCGAAAGAGUUAAGGACAAACCCUGACAGUACAGCUUAUCAACAGAUAUUCCCUCCAAACAAUCAAGAAAGUAAGGAUAGCAGUGCCGAAAGUAUACACUCAGUUCCUCCUAGAAUAACCUCAACACUGCAAGUAAAUUCAACGCCCCUUAAGUCUAUCCAUCCUCCUGCUAGCUCUACAACCAAUACUAUCACCGAUAAUCAACAUCUGAAGUCAACACAAAAUGAUUACACCAUCAAAGAAGCUUGGCAUGCUGACAACAAUGAUAUAUAUUCAGGAAAUUACAAAGCUCAAACCAACAAUGAAUCUGAAAAUAAUCUUUCUUCUGAAGAUCUGAGUAAACAAUAUUGGGGACAUUACCAGAAUUUAUCUAUGAGCUUUUUCAAUUCAUCUAAUUUACUCCGAACCACCGAAAGUGAUUUAUUAUACCAAAAGAGUUAUGACUUAAAUGUCUUGGAGGUUUUGCAGAGAGUAUUCGAGUGUCCCUGGUCUCUAGGGAUUUGGACCUGCGUUAGUGAAAGUUUUAAAGACAAAAUCACACCUUCUUUACAAGCCUUUCAACUGCAUUAUCCUCGGUUCAACCGUGAAGAAGACAGGCAAGGCUUCGACAUAGAGGGUUCUGAUAUUGAUGAAGGGAGAAGAAAACUUUCCAAGAAACUUCAACUGCUGUUACCUUUCCUGAUGAUGCUUAAGAUGACGAUGCUUCCUGCGCUAGCCGUGAUGGCGCUAGUGUCCGGCAAGGCAUUCUUGAUAAGCCUGCUGUCGCUAGGUGUCGCCCUGUUCGCCGCUACAGUACACCCUACAGCUCUAGGUGCCUCCAAACGUCAAGAAAUCACUCCACAAGUGCCACAACCACCAGACCAGCUACCCAGCAACUACUACUAUGUCAUGUGAGCCUCCUGUCGCUAGGUGUCGCCCUGUUCGCCGCUACAGUACACCCUACAGCUCUAGGUGCCUCCAAACGUCAUGAAAUCACUCCACAAGUGCCACAACCACCAGACCAGCUACCCAGCAACUACUACUAUGUCAUGUAAGCCUCCUGUCGCUAGGUGUCGCCCUGUUCGCCGCUACAGUACACCCUACAGCUCUAGGUGCCUCCAAACGUCAUGAAAUCACUCCACAAGUGCCACAACCACCAGACCAGCUACCCAGCAACUACUACUAUGUCAUGUGAGCCUCCUGUCGCUAGGUGUCGCCCUG